AUGGCUACUUUAUCAGUUGUCCUUUUCAUUAUCUUCAUGCUGUUUAUUGGCAGCUCUUCAGCUCAACUCUCCACUGAUUUUUAUGACAAGACUUGCCCCAAGGCGUUAUCCACCGUGAAAUCGGCGGUCGAGUCCGCCGUAGCAAAGGAGAAACGUAUGGGUGCUUCACUUCUCCGCCUGCACUUCCACGAUUGCUUUGUCCAGGGAUGUGAUGGAUCAAUUCUCCUUGACGACACAUCUUCGUUCACCGGGGAGAAAACUGCUGGCCCCAAUAGAAACUCCGUCAGGGGAUUUAAUGUGGUCGACAACAUUAAAUCCAAGGUCGAGGCUGUAUGUCCAGGAGUCGUGUCGUGUGCUGACAUCUUAGCCAUUGCUGCCCGUGAUUCUGUUGUUACUCUUGGAGGACCUAGUUGGAAAGUGAAACUUGGAAGGAGGGAUUCAAAAUCAGCAAGCCUUUCAGCUGCAAAUAGUGGUGUAAUCCCACCUCCAACUUCUACUCUUAACAACCUCAUAAAUAGGUUCCAAGCGAGAGGUCUCUCCGCCAAGGACAUGGCUGUUUUAUCAGGUAUAUAUCUAAUUAUCCUAUUACUAGCCUGA
Molecule: messenger RNA, 597 nt
Organism: Fraxinus pennsylvanica
Lineage: Eukaryota; Viridiplantae; Streptophyta; Magnoliopsida; Lamiales; Oleaceae
Source: the annotation of a GenBank genome assembly